AUGGUUGCGCUUCUAGACCUAAUGGAGCGGAUAAGCAAGGAGAUGGGGCUUUUCAUAAACAGGUCCAAAACCAAGGUCAUGGUGGUGGAUAGGUCUGGAAAAUUGGAACUUACUGGCGCAUUGGACCUAGAUAUAGUGGACAACUUUAACUACGUGGGUUCCAACAUCAGUAACAAUGGCUCGUGCGAGAAGAAAGUGCGCCGAAGAAUUAGCAUGGCCAAGAGUGCCAUGACUCAGCUCGGAAAAAUCUGGAGAGAUCACAACAUUCCCGUAAAGACCAAACAAAUACGGAAUCUAGUCUUCUCUGUGGUACUGGAGAAAGAUGCUCCGUAUUCCGUGGACAGCGUUUCGGACUAA
Bombyx mori (domestic silkworm) is the source of this 357-nucleotide messenger RNA. RefSeq lists its product as uncharacterized. Bases 1 to 357 code for a protein of 118 amino acids. The transcript has a single exon. The record is from RefSeq and is a predicted model, not a curated record. NCBI's taxonomy places the organism in Eukaryota, Metazoa, Arthropoda, Insecta, Lepidoptera, Bombycidae.